AUAAAGUAAAAUCUCCGAGAUAACAGAUUGUACAAAGCCAAUUAUUUUAAGUAUAUAUAAAUAUAUAUGCAUGUAUCUCGUCCAAAUUUUAUAAACAUAGGUUUGCAUGCAUGGCAAGGGUCAGAGUGGUACGGUCAAAUGGCUAAUAUCAGAAACCCGCCAUGCGAAAUCCGUCAAAUGAUCAGAGACAACCAUAUUACCAUCCCAGCCGUUGAUGCAGAAAUAACACACCCCGCGCAAGAAUAGCAUCUGUAGCGCAGAAAUUGCCGGCGUCUGACUUGCAUGGACGCCACCCUAUAAAAGGUCAUCUUUGCAUCUGCAUGGAGAAACAGGCUUCUUCUUUCCAGCCCCCCUCCCCUCCUCUUCCCGCAAGGUCAUAACCCAUCUUCCUCGCCGUAUUGCGAUUCGAUCUUUCACGGCUCCGUCCGGAACCAUUUCUCUUCUGGAGAACCAACAGAACAGUUCCAAGGAAUUUGCUCCCACAAGCUGCAGCGCCGAGACAAUCCGGUCGUCGCUGUUGAGGACCGGCUAUGCUCCCCGACGACGAUUGCAUCACCGAGGGGAUCUCAAGCCCCAUAGCUGCUCACAUACUUGAUUUCUGUGAUGACGGCCUGGGUGAUAACCUCCUUGCUGCAGUGACCUCUACCUCCGGCCCGUUUGCUGCCUCCUCUGAGGAUGUUUCAUCCUCCUCCACUGCCACCCCUCCUCUCUGCAGCUACAGCGAUGACAUCCCAGAAAUGCCCUUCUCCCCGUUACCCUGCUUUGACUCUACUCUCUCAGCCCUACUCGAGGAAGAGCAAAACGCGUGCCCUGAAACCGAGCUCAUUCCCCCGAUCAACGAGACACUUGCAGCACCAGGAUACUAUCAAGCUGCGGCCGGAGAGGCCAGCAUAGAGCAAUUCGGCCAAUCACGGCUUCCCCAGAGUUCUGAUCCCUUGCUGGCAAUGCAAAUGAGCAGCACUGCACCUAUCUCUAUGCCUCUUGCUCCAGGGUGUGAUGAAGAGUGCCUCACGGCGGCACUAGCCAGAGGGUACAUGAGCCUGGAUGGUGCCCUGUAUCCGCAAACAGGAGCAAUGAUCCCGAGUUACAACACAGAGGCAUCAAAAGUAGGAUUCUUCAAUGGUAAUAGUGCUAAUAGCAAUGGUAUGGUGGUGUUAGAUAUGAGUGACAUCGGUGAGUAUCAGAGGAUGAUGGAAGGUGAAGGACUGACCAGAACAUAUAGCGACACAGAUUCCAUGAAGGGGGCUUACAGCAACACUGCAGAGAUGCAGAAUGGGGGGAACAACCAAGACCUGAUAAAUGGAUGCAACGGAAGCCCACCAACAUUACCUCCAACAGAAACCUCAGGCUUAGAAGAUUCCACCUUCAAAGUUGUGCGUCUUUCAGCUGAACAGAGGAAGGAAAAGAUCCACAGGUACAUAAAGAAAAGGAAUGAGAGGAACUUCAGCAAGAAAAUAAAGUAUGCUUGCAGAAAAACUUUAGCAGAUAGCAGGCCCCGGGUCCGUGGAAGGUUUGCAAAGAACGAUGAACUUUGUGAAGCAACAAGAUCAAGCUCCCAAAAUCAUGAACAGUACGGACAGAUUGCGGGUGCAGAUGGAGAAAACAUGCUUGACUCGUCCGAUAUUCUGGCACAUUUGAGUGGGAUAAACAACUACAGCUAUAAGUAUAAUUGUACCAUUGAAUCAUGGAUAUGACUACCACACCUGCACAAACUGAAGUCUGUGUUCUGCUUUCAGUUAUGCAACCAUAAUCCAUAGUUUCCCCUUGAUCCUAGUAAAAUAAGGCUACAGCUUUACAGGUUCUGUCACAGGAGAAGUGCUUUUAGUUCAAGUUAUUGUAGACUUGGUGUAUUGUAUCAAUCUGUUCUCGCCUUUUGCCGUUCUUAACAGUGAGUGUGUUAGUUAGAGUCUCCAGAGCAGUGAUUUGUAAAAAUAGAAUUGUGUCCUUGUCAUAAUAAACAGUAUCAAGAGUUACCCAAACUAUUCGCCAUUCUAAGGUCUCCCCACUUGGUGUACAUAAUAACAGUAUUCACGGG
Triticum aestivum (bread wheat) is the source of this 2035-nucleotide messenger RNA. RefSeq names its product zinc finger protein CONSTANS-LIKE 4. Gene Ontology annotation, biological process: regulation of flower development. Gene Ontology annotation, cellular component: nucleus. The record is from RefSeq and is a predicted model, not a curated record. Gene Ontology annotation, molecular function: protein binding; DNA-binding transcription factor activity. Bases 531 to 1694 code for a protein of 387 amino acids. The transcript has 5 exons. Lineage: Eukaryota; Viridiplantae; Streptophyta; Magnoliopsida; Poales; Poaceae.